UGGAAGCAAUGGGUGACAGAAAUGGAUCGAUUGUGGUUUGUGCACCACUUUGGACAAACCGCUUCUAUUCAUCCAAAGGGCAUGAAUAUGUCACUGGAAUUUGCUACGUCACAAACAUAUCGAAUUCUGAGAGGAGUGCUGAGAAGCUAAUGCCUCUUAAGAAAUACUCAGAUAUGUAUUACAAAAAGAAGCCCCACGACCCAGACUCUCUACGAAAUAUCUCGAAUUUUCAUGCUUUCGGACAAGCUGGCAUGUCUGUGCACUUUACCAAGGAAGGAGAUGAAAUAUUAAUAGGUGCUCCUGGAGUUAUGGAUUGGACAGGUACUGUUAUACGCUACAAGGAAAAUGACCACAAACUUACGAUUGUACCGAACCCUUUGAGAACUUUGGUGUUAAGGAGUUACUCGUAUCUAGGUUACUCGGUCUCAUCUGGAAAAUUCCUCGGUGAGAAGAAGAAGACUUAUUACGUGAGUGGCGCACCAAGAGCAGGGGCGAAGUACCAAGGAAAGGUGUAUAUCUUCGAUUACCACGUGGCGACCAAUAACAGUGAAGAGCACAGGAUGGAAAUUAUCCGUGAACUGGAAGGCGAAGGGAUGGGUGAGUAUUUUGGUGCUGCAUUGUGCGUCCUGGAUGUGAACGGAGACGGACUGGAUGACGUGAUAGUGGGGGCGCCACAUUACGGAGAGAAGAAGACAUGGGACCAAGGCCGGAUCUACGUUUAUAUCACGACAGGCAACCUGACAUUCAGCACUCAGACGAUAGUGGGCCCGCGGCGGUCCGGAGCCCAGUACGGCAGCGCUCUGUCCAGUUUGGGUGACGUCAAUAUGGACGGAUACAACGACUUCGUCGUUGGAGCACCCUAUGAAGAGUCAGGAACUGGUGUAAUAUAUAUUUAUCAUGGAGGACAAAGGGGUCCUAAAAGGGAAGUCUCACAGCGGAUCAUUGGCAGUGAGGUUCAUCCUCAGAUCCUGGGAUUCGGAAUUAGCUUCUCCAGAAACUUAGACAUUGACAGAAAUCAUUAUCCUGAUAUUGCAGUUGGCGCGUUUAAGUCAGGACACGCCGUAGUGCUGAAGACAUCUCCUGUUAUUACUUAUCAAGCAUCUAUUGCCCCAAACGUCUCUAGUAUUGGUUUCUACGCAACCAGCUUCAACAUCACGGCAUGUAUAACAUACAGCGGAAAGCACGUACCGUCUACUCUAGACACUCAAGUGAACUUGACACUCGACAAGGGCUUCAAGAGAGUCAGACCAAGAGAAAUCGAAUACGAACAAAGAGUUCAUAGGAAUAAGAAUGAAUGUAAAGAACACCGCGUUGAAAUCCUGCGAUUAAAUCAAGAUUUCUCCAAGCCUAUCGAGCUGAGGAUGCAAUAUGCUCCCGUAGACAGAUCACAAGGCAACGAAUUUUGCAAGGCAUGUGCAGUGGUAGAUCCCAGGAAGCCAACUUCUGUAACCUCGACGUUACCAUAUGUCACUGGCUGCAUUAGGGACGACAUGUGUACGCCCAACCUCAGCAUCACAGCGGAAUUCAUCAACCUGAAGCUUCCGCUGAUAAUCGGCUCGCAGUCCACUGUGACUCUCAGAGUGGUGGUGCAGAACAGCGAGGAGCCAGCCUUCUUGGCGUUUGCUGUCAUUUAUCUGCCAACUUCCUGCCCUCCGGUCCGAGUUCCGAAUGCAUGUAAGAUGUCCGACGGCGAGGACGAGACUGCACCAACUACACGGACUGCGCCUAAGAAAGAGCUGAGAUGUCUAGUGGCUAAUCCUCUACGUAAAGGAGUGAAGGAGACCGUGGAAUUGGAGUUGGAUAUGAAAAACGUGGAAAGCGGAACUGAGAAGCUGGUGUUCAACAUGAUUGCUACGAGUACGGGUACAGAACUGACAUCGCAAGACAACAUUAACAACCUGACGUUACCUCUGAAAACGAAAGCAGAUAUUCAACUAUCAGGGUACACAAAUGUAGAAAAAAGGUUUUACUCGAGUCGGAUGGAAUCGAAGGAAGAACGCAUGUAUUUCUCACACACAUACAAGAUGGAAAACUUCGGACCCAGUUCUUUGAACCUGGUAGACCUCGAAUUCAAAAUCCCUGUUUCAUACGGAUCAGUCAAAAAAUUAUUUCAAAUACAUGAUAUCCGAACAUGGAACGAUACUGGAGCUCUACAUUGCGAGAGAUCUGACAGGGUUUCUGGGAGAAUACGUAAACUCUCAAAUAGUUAUGUCAACAACUCUGAACCGGAAAACACUACCGAAGAGUUUGCCUCAACCAGUGACUACACUCCAGUGGAAUAUGAAAACAUCACAGAAAGCAGCAAUAGUUCGGAACCUGAGGACACGCCACAGGGAGUACAAUCCCUCAAUAUCGAAACUUACUCAGCAGUGCCGAAGCCAAAACCAACGAAGGGAAGAACUUUGUCUGUCAAUUGCCAGAAUCCAGAAGCGACUUGCGUCACUGUGCGAUGCAGUCUCAAGGGACCGAUCAGGAACAAGUCAAGGGCCAUCGUCGCUUUCAAUAUCUCUUCUAACUAUGAGGACUUAGAAUCUGCAAUGGGAAAAGAAGACAUUAUCCUUUUCUCUACAAUGGGCAAAGUGAACAUCAAGAGUCCAUCAAAUAUAGAGCAGAAAGAAGAAGACCAGCAUGACGCUUUCGUCACCACAAAAUUUCUCGGGCCUUUGAAGGAAGGCGCAUUGAAUUUUCUCAUAUUGGGCUGCAUCAUUGGAGUCGCUGGUCUAGUGCUCAUCAUCAUCAUUGUAAUCCUUUAUUUGUGUGGAUUUUUCAGGAAGAAGCGGCCAGAAGAACAAUAUAAAGCAAUGUUAGAAAAGAAAGAGGACUACUGAGGACUUCUUUCCGUCAUGGAGAAGACUUGACAUAACUGCAAAUAGUUCGUGGCAGUGGUACACUAACACAUUCAUCAUUUUCAGUUUGACAUUACCCAUCGGGCUAAUUUAUAUUUGAAACUAAAUUUUGGAGACCAUUCUGUCUACUUCCUCUGGUUAAAAGUCUACUUUGUUAGUCCAUGCGGUAGAGCUAGUUACGAUCUGCGAGCGACUGGCUGCGCUGUUUGGGUCCUACAGAAUAGGUUCUUUAAUUGACGACGUUUAAAAUAAAAAUUAGAACGAUGAAUAAUGUCUAGAAUAUUGACUAUAGAAACAUUUUUUUUUUCAUCUGACUGUUAACUGAUCGAAGACAUUUGUUUCUAAAACAGCUAUAUAGAAUUAUUCUUUCUUAUGGAGAAUGAUCUGGCCAUCAAGACCAGAAUCUAAGAUCAACACUGGCUGGAUCACCGUUUUUGGGUCUCCCAAAAAGUUUAUGCUUUUAGAAGUAUUUUAUAUUCCAUUCUUUCGACAUUGUGCCCCAAUGUCAUUUGAGUUUCUCCAGAUAUUUUCUCAAAUUAGUGCAUAUCAUGCGUGAGUUGUUAACGAAAUGGCAACAGUUAUAUCCCAGGCUGGAGCUGAAGUCCUGCUUGCGGUGACUGAGGAGUACUAUCGUCUGGAAUCUGAAGAUUUGUUGGCCGACAGAGGACCACUGGCGUUUCGGAGGAAUAUAUUAACUCAAUCUUCAGGGUGUAAGAUUUGCUAAGGGAGAAACAAGCCAUAAGUAAGAAAUAAGCUGAGUUAGAAUCUUGUUUAGCAUAUCUUUCACCCUGACGAUGGAAGCUGUGCAUUCUUUUCGAUAUGUUAGUGAACAUUCGAACUAAACAUCAUAAUAUCUGAGGAGAUAGUAACCUUCAUAAUUUACGUUGUACAUUCGUUAAUGUAUUGUAAUUUAGUUCAGUUAAAUUCACUUCGGUGAAUUAUUAUCUCUUGCAUUAAUGAAUAAUCUCCCAGUUAAGUCUCGAAUAAAAUACUGAUAUAUUAUUUAGUUCAGUUAACUUUGGAUUAUUGUAGUCCCUCACAUUACUGAGAGUGUUA
This is a messenger RNA of Cryptotermes secundus, 3902 nucleotides long. RefSeq names its product integrin alpha-PS3. Bases 9 to 2828 code for a protein of 939 amino acids. Gene Ontology annotation, molecular function: integrin binding. NCBI's taxonomy places the organism in Eukaryota, Metazoa, Arthropoda, Insecta, Blattodea, Kalotermitidae. Gene Ontology annotation, biological process: cell-matrix adhesion; cell adhesion mediated by integrin; integrin-mediated signaling pathway. The transcript is spliced from 22 exons. The record is from RefSeq and is a predicted model, not a curated record. Gene Ontology annotation, cellular component: integrin complex; external side of plasma membrane.